AUGCCGAUGACGGAGGCGAAAUUCUUACAAGCGCUCGGGUUACUCUAUCUCGUUAUCGGGAAAGCGUUUCAAAGAAAUUCCGUCUAUCAAUUUCAAUAUUCUGUUGGAUAUUCAAUUUUUCUCCUCUCAUCUGGCUGGGAAGCGGCAAGAAAGAUUUUGGCCGAAUCGCAGAAAAGAAAUUCAUCCCUUUUCUCGUCAUUCACUCGUCUUUUUGCCAAUCUUCUGCCCGUUUACGAUUUGAUUCUUUUAAUAUUCAGUUUACUAUGUCUACAAUUUUACACAAACGAAUCUCUCGCUUGUGCCCAUAAAAAUGCCUUCCUCGCCUCGAUGGGAUUUCUAAAUUUAGAUAUUUUCUAUCGAGAGGCUUUACAGCCGAAGAUCUACAAUGGAAAGCCUCCACCCUCUUCAUGUGAUCAUCCAUUCGAUGGAUAUUCCCUUUGUUGUCUUCUCAUCCAGUCGAUCUUCAUCCUCCACUUUAUCUACUACAUUUCCCGCAAAAUUUCGGACUCAAAGAAGAAUCGAAAAACGAUCCGUUUCGUUAUCUUGGCCUCGCUGACGAUCGCUUUCUUUUGGGCAAACUUGUGGAAUUCGACUAUUGGCAGAUUUUGGUGCUUCUGGGCGGGUGCCCUUUUGGGCAGCGUUCUACCGUUCCCCUGUUCGGGUCGAGAGGAGUCCAAGAGUCAAUCGAGCAUCGAAACCUGCACCACAACAGCCUCAACCCGAGUGUUAACUAUUGCGAUCAAGAAAAAUCCGCUCGUGAACCCCGAACCCGGGACUCAAAAUCUUUUCCUCAAAAUUUGCCAAGCCGCCUCGUUGACCACGAUUUUGUGCUUUUUCCUACCGUUCACUACUCUGGAUUUCGUCUCGGAAAUGUUUGUCUCCAUUGCAACAAUCGUAAUCCUGAUUUCAUCAAUCUUCCAAAGAAACAAACCGAAAUUCUGGGAAAGUGCGGCAAAAGAUGCUGGUCCUUUAAUGUGGUCUGUAUUUGUGGUGAUUCAUCCGAUUCAGUUUCUGAUUCGAAAAGCGGAGGUUCUACCACAGGAAGAAGAAGCCGGUGCCGUCCUUCCACUCGCUUUUUGCGCCGGUCUCGUUCUCCAUUUCGCGUUUGCGCGUCCGCUCGCGAGAAUGGAGAACAAGCAAGUUUACUAUGCAAUCUCGCUUCUAUUCAUUCUCACCGUUUCCAUUUGUAUUUUCAGCUCGCUUAUCGUCGAGUUUUUAAGUGGAGACCGAGAAGCAGCGAUACUCGAGAAUUCUCAAUACAUCAAUCGACAGUAUUCCCUUGAAGAUUGUAUGCCGCUCGGAAAGGAAAGACUCCCGAAACCCUAUGGAUAUUGUGAAUAUCCGGAAGGAGCUGGAGAUAUCCGAGUGCUGCUCGUUGGAGGCCUUUUUGCUGCAACAGAUGCACCGUAUAUCUUCAAACAAUUCGGGCUACGGUAUGACCGUUUUCGUGUUUUCACUCAAACCGGCUUCCAUCCGCUGAAACCCGCGCAACAGCCAAAUGUACACCAUCGUUUGAUGAAAAUUAUUCAACGAUUCAAGCCGACUGCUUUAAUCAUCAAUCAAGAUUUUGGCGGAGAAAGAGCAGGACCGGCCAAGAAUCACCAAGACGAUAUUAUGAUUGCUUACCGUCGCUCGAUCAACGUUUUUCUGAACGCGAACAUUACACGGAUAAUCGUUGCUGGACCCCGGCCACUACCCGCCAAAGGAGCUCUCAAGAAAUUGGAGAAAUAUCUAAAAAAGUCCGAAGCUGUUCCAAUCGACGAAUUCACCUACAACCUUGUGAAAAUACGGGGCCAUGUGCAUCGUCGCUUGAAGAAUAUGCAUGAGAAAGUGACAGCAGUCUUUUUGGAUGAAAUAUUCUCGAAAAAGAACAAUUUGACUUUGUACGAUCCGUUGAGUUAUGUGGCUUAUUUGGAUGACAAUAUGGCGUUAACCGAUUUGGGGGCACAGGUAGCCGUGAAAUACUUUGAGCGAAUCGUGGACACAGCACUGGGCAUUGGAGAAAUCGAUGUCGACGAUGAAUAUCUGGAUGAAGAAUUGGAGAUGGGAAGAGAGAAUGGAGCAAAUUCAACAAAGAUCCCGGUGAAACGAAAACAGAAAGGCGAAAGACCGACAACGCGACCACCGAAGCAUCCGAAUCGGUUGAAAACGAAUUUUUUCAAAAAGGGCAAAAUCUUCGUUGAAAUGCCUUUGCCGGAAAAUUCGACUGUAACGAAUUCGACAAUUUCU
Mesorhabditis belari is the source of this 2229-nucleotide messenger RNA. Lineage: Eukaryota; Metazoa; Nematoda; Chromadorea; Rhabditida; Rhabditidae. The record is from the annotation of a GenBank genome assembly.